This is a messenger RNA of Aspergillus pseudotamarii, 869 nucleotides long. Its product is annotated as mitochondrial 54S ribosomal protein uL11m. Bases 249 to 710 code for a protein of 153 amino acids. Gene Ontology annotation, cellular component: ribosome; mitochondrial large ribosomal subunit. NCBI's taxonomy places the organism in Eukaryota, Fungi, Ascomycota, Eurotiomycetes, Eurotiales, Aspergillaceae. The record is from RefSeq and is a predicted model, not a curated record. Gene Ontology annotation, biological process: translation. Gene Ontology annotation, molecular function: large ribosomal subunit rRNA binding; structural constituent of ribosome. The transcript is spliced from 2 exons.
UCAUAAAUCAAUACAAUGUUUUAAUGACGUCCAGCAUUUCAUUUCGUUUCGUUUCUUUCGCUUGCGGUUAAUACGGUAAGUAAUUCCGUCUCCGCGGCGCCAUUCCGAAUUUAGAACUCUCCAAAACUCUGGGACCGCAAAAAGACCUCUGCCUAUACAAUUCAUUCUAUUCAGUUCAUAGAUACCAUUGACUUACCGCUACUCCUUUCCACAUUUAUUCUCCCACCGAGAACUACUCCUGAUUCACCAUGGCGAAAAAAGCAUUGGCCAAAGAUCAAAUUGUGAAGCUCAUUGUGGGUGCUGGACAGGCCAGUCCCAGUCCCCCAGUUGGUCCGGCACUCGGUAGUAAGGGUGUCAAGAGUAUGGAUUUUUGCAAGGAAUUCAACGCCCGAACCGCACAUAUCAACACUGGAGUACCCGUUCCCGCGCGUGUCACUGUUCGUCCGGAUCGCUCUUUCACAUUUGAUCUCCGAACCCCCACGACAACCUGGCUGUUGCUACAGGCUGCGAACGUGGAACCUCGUAAGAAUCGCAUACGUGGAGCCAUGAACCCAGGCCACGAGAUCGUCGGCAAGGUGUCCCUGAAACAUGUGUACGAGAUCGCGCAAAUCAAGCAUUCCGAGACGAGACUAUCGGGACUGAGCCUGCAGGGGCUAUGCAAGAGCGUCAUUGCCCAGGCGAAGUCCAUUGGCAUUCAGGUUGUUCCCUAAAUGGGAGGGGGACGAGUUCGACUGUAUAUUUAUUUGACAUCCCUGAUGCUGUGCGAGUGCUGCGACUACUGCCGUGAAUUAUGAUACUGGCGUUCUUGGGUAUGGAGUCUGUUUUCAAUUGUACUAUAAGAAUUGCAUGUGAUAUAGAAAGCGUUGUCA